AUGUCAAUAAAAGCUUAUUUGUUUGUUUUAGGAUACUUACUGUAUAAAGUUGUGGCAUUGGUGCAUCCGAUAGAAAUCUAUGACAAGUUUUUUAUCGAUUCAAUAACCAGACAACCAUUUUACAUACGCGGAGUUGACUAUCAGCCUGGGGGUGCCAGUGGAAUAACUAAAGAAAAAGACCCUUUAUCCGAUCCCAAUAUUUGUGCAAGAGAUAUAUUAUUAUUUCAAGACUUGGGAAUUAAUACCGUUAGGGUAUAUUCCAUUAAUCCAGAUUUAAACCAUGAUAUUUGUAUGUCAAUCUUAGCAUCUGCAGGCAUUUAUUUAGUAUUAGAUGUCAACUCACCAUUACCAGGUCAGCAUUUAAACAGAUACCAACCGUGGACUACUUAUAAUAAUGACUAUUUGGAACAUGUCUUUAAAGUUAUUAAACAGUUUUCUGGGUAUAAUAACACCUUAGGUUUCUUUGCUGGUAAUGAAGUUGUUAAUGAUAAAAGGUCAGCCAAAAACUCGCCAACCUUUAUCAAACAGUUAAUUAACGAUAUGAAAUUGUUCAUGAAACUCUACUGUCCAAGGACAAUUCCUGUUGGUUAUUCGGCGGCUGAUGACUUGAAAUAUCGAAUAUCGUUGUCUAAAUAUUUGGCUUGUGCUGAUUAUAAUUUACCAGAAGGUUCUGUUGACUUCUAUGGUGUAAAUACUUAUCAAUGGUGUGGCGAUCAAACCUUUCAUAGUUCUGGCUAUGAUAUAUUAGUGGAAGAUUACGAGGAAUAUUCUAAACCAGUAUUUUUUAGUGAAUUUGGUUGUAAUAAAGUCACACCUAGAAAUUUCCAGGAGGUUGAAGCCAUUUUUUCUCCUGCUAUGUGUACUGUUUUCACAGGUGGUUUAGUUUACGAAUUUUCUCAAGAGACUAAUAAAUAUGGAUUGGUGGAAAUAGAUACCAAUAAUGAUGUACAUUUAUUGUCAGAUUUUAAAGCAUUAAAAGAAAGAUAUACAGCAACCCUCUUACCAUCUGCACUGGAUAUUAUUCAAAUAUUAAAAAUGAAAAAUUCUAAAAGUGGUGAAAACACAAAGGUGCAUGGUCGUGGCAUAAAUAAAAGAGACCAGAUGGGAGAAAUGUGUGAAAAACAAUACGAAAAUUUAGAAAUCACCAAGGAAACACCACCAGAUUUGGCAGCAGAAGUAAUCGAAAGUGGCAUAGAUGUUGAAAAGGGAGAAUUUGUCUUGCUAAAGGAAAAAGAUUUGCAAACUACACAUAAAAUAUAUGAUAUUGAAAGCACAUUACCAUACAAAAGUAGUAACGGAAAUAAAAUACAAAUAUUAGUUGACAUUUUUGGGAUUUCUGAUGAAGAACUGCAACAGUUGAGCACGGUAUCAAAUGAAGCACGUAUGUAUUAA
This is a messenger RNA of Saccharomycodes ludwigii, 1392 nucleotides long. It is a transcript of the gene GAS4, whose product is annotated as 1,3-beta-glucanosyltransferase. Gene Ontology annotation, biological process: fungal-type cell wall (1->3)-beta-D-glucan biosynthetic process. The record is from RefSeq and is a predicted model, not a curated record. Lineage: Eukaryota; Fungi; Ascomycota; Saccharomycetes; Saccharomycodales; Saccharomycodaceae. Gene Ontology annotation, cellular component: fungal-type cell wall; cytoplasm. Bases 1 to 1392 code for a protein of 463 amino acids. The transcript has a single exon. Gene Ontology annotation, molecular function: 1,3-beta-glucanosyltransferase activity.